This is a messenger RNA of Annulohypoxylon maeteangense, 608 nucleotides long. RefSeq names its product Prefoldin alpha subunit. The transcript is spliced from 5 exons. The coding region runs from base 114 to 584 and encodes 156 amino acids. Lineage: Eukaryota; Fungi; Ascomycota; Sordariomycetes; Xylariales; Hypoxylaceae. Gene Ontology annotation, cellular component: cytoplasm; prefoldin complex. Gene Ontology annotation, biological process: protein folding; regulation of DNA-templated transcription. The record is from RefSeq and is a predicted model, not a curated record.
CCAAAAAAAAAAAACUAACCCAAAAACCCAAAACCAAAACGUGCCACUGUUCUUUAAACUGCUAGAUAUCUGCAACUGUAGAACGGUAUUCAUAUUCGGCUUCUCUAUGCACAAUGGCUAGUAGUAACAAUGAAACUAUUAACCUCGACAGUCUGAGUGCCCAGCAACUCAGCCAGGUCAAAAAGCAGCUAGACGAGGAACUCGAACACCUAACGUCCUCUUUCGCCCAGCUACACGCCGCACAAGCUAAGUUUCGAGACUGUCUGCGUUGUGUUCAAGACAAGAACAAGUCGCCUGCUCUUCGGGAGAACAACGCGAUCCUUGUCCCCCUUACCAACUCGCUCUACGUACGUGGGUCGCUGUCAAGCGCGUCCCAUGUCGUAGUUGAUAUAGGCACUGGUUUCUAUGUCGAAAAGGAGGUUAAAUCGGCAGCGGGCUUCUACGAAAAUAAGGUGGGAGAGGUUGGUGCGAGCAUCAAGGAUCUAGAAGCGAUCGUGCAAGCAAAAACAAACAACGUCCGUGUUGUUGAGGAAGUAUUGAGGCAGAAGAUGGUCAGCGGAGCCCAACAAACACCGCCACCGUAGAAGCGGAGGAGUAGUGAGUUCAAA